AUGGAGUGCAGGCCAUUAGAGAUCACGGUUACCUCAGCCAAAGAUCUCAAAGAUGUCGAUGUUUUUGGCAAGAUGGAUGUCUAUUGUAUUGUUUCCAUCAAAGGAGAUCCAUAUAAAUCUAAGCAGAAACAGCAAACCCACGUUCAUAAAGAUUCUGGGCCUAACCCUCUUUGGAAUUUCCCUAUGAAAUUCACCAUUGACGAAGCUGCUGCUCAACAACAUCGCUUAAAGAUCAAGUUUAAGCUUAGAGCCAAGCGGAUGAUGGGGGAUAAAGAUGUUGGUGUCGUCGUCGUGCCUGUCAAGGAAUUACUGGAUGCAAAAGAUAGAAAAGGCCUCUUGAGUUAUGCUGUCAAGACCCCAGCUGGGAAGAUGAAAGGAACGUUGAAUUUCUCGUUUAAUUUCGGCGAGAUAUUCAAUGCUCCUACGCCGGCGAAGACGCUGGAUAAAUGUGGUCAGGAUAUGGUCGAGCCUAAAGGCGGCAUUUCCAUGGUGGCUAAGCCCUCUGCCUACCUGAACAAGGUUGUUAAGAUCAGGCACUCGCCUAAAGACGACUGGAAAGAUAGGAUUUUUGAUUAA
Molecule: messenger RNA, 576 nt
Organism: Dovyalis caffra
Lineage: Eukaryota; Viridiplantae; Streptophyta; Magnoliopsida; Malpighiales; Salicaceae
Source: the annotation of a GenBank genome assembly